AAUGAGAAUCAGUUCUGUAUCAGGCAGAAUCAAGAAGAUUGCCGAUUAAUUUGCUCUCUGGAGUGACCUAAGCGAAGAUGUUCUCCAGGUUGCUUCUUCUUCUUGCGGUCAUUGGGUUCGCGGCGGCUACAAUUCCAUCUUACAUCCACGUGUGCGGCAGAAGGAACCCGCACUUCGAUGAGUGUGUCAACAAUAGCAUGACAGCCCUAAGAGGGAAUCUACGCAAUGGAAUGCCAGAGUUGGAUAUCCCAUCGAUAGAGCCACUGAAAAUCAACGAAAUGAAAAUUAUCGACGAGCCACAGAUUAAGAUCACCGCCAAGGACAUCAAACUCAACGGACUCUGGACUUUCCAUCUAAAUUUCUUGCACCUGGACCUCGAGAAGAAGGAGUUAACUGCGGAUUUCGCGUUCGACAAAAUUACAUUGGAUGCUGACUUCCUUCUCAAGUUGAAUAUCCUGGUCCCCAUACAGAGAAAGGGAGUCAUGGUCUUGAAAUGCAAUAACGCAGGUGCGAAAAUAAAAGCGUACUACAAGUUAAUCAAGCGCGAUAAUGAACAGUACGUCCAUUUCGAAUCGAUACCCAUUAAGUUGGACAUCAAGGACUACACUGCUGAUUUCAAGACGGAAAACCUUGACAGUUCUCUGCAAAGUGCUAUCAACGAUGUGCUGGGUAAAAAUCACGACGAUGUCCUGCGUACCAUCCAGCCCCAUGUAGAGAAAGCCAUUUCUAAGUCAUGUAUAAACCUGACCAACAAGAUCUACGAUAAUUUCACAUACGAUGAACUUUUCCCGGAUCGUGCAUAGACAAUAUAUUCGAGAAUUCCUAAGUCUAUCCCUAAAGAGAGAAAAGGAACACAUUGACGUCCACAUAUGUUCGUUGAUAAUAAGGAACGAUGUGCAAGAAUGAAGUGCAUAAUAGUUUUUCAUUAAAUGGUAACGAAGUAUUGAAAAUUGGCUGACUAUUUAAAAAAAUGUUUUAAAUGCAUUUAUGUAUGAAAACUAGUGAUGUCAUGUGAAUAAAAUAA
Molecule: messenger RNA, 1024 nt
Organism: Eufriesea mexicana
Lineage: Eukaryota; Metazoa; Arthropoda; Insecta; Hymenoptera; Apidae
Exons: 3
Coding region: 78-803 (241 amino acids)
Biological process (GO): multicellular organismal reproductive process
Source: RefSeq, a predicted model, not a curated record